This is a messenger RNA of Pneumocystis murina B123, 1319 nucleotides long. RefSeq lists its product as hypothetical. The transcript is spliced from 9 exons. Lineage: Eukaryota; Fungi; Ascomycota; Pneumocystomycetes; Pneumocystales; Pneumocystaceae. The record is from RefSeq and is a predicted model, not a curated record. The coding region runs from base 57 to 1319 and encodes 420 amino acids. Gene Ontology annotation, cellular component: microtubule cytoskeleton; cell tip. Gene Ontology annotation, biological process: establishment or maintenance of actin cytoskeleton polarity. Gene Ontology annotation, molecular function: protein binding.
UAAAAUGGAUAUAAAUAAUGUAGAUUGCAUUUAGUUCACUGAAUUAGGAUGUGAAUAUGUUACUAUAUAAGGAUCAUAAAGAACCUUUUUCUGAUUGUAAUGAUUAUUUUGAUGAUAAUGAACUUAGUUCUUCCCCUUCAAUUUCAGAUGAAGAUAUUGAUUUUAACUUCGUUUAUGCAUUGCAUACCUUUGUUGCUACAGUAGAAGGACAAGCAAAUGUUAUUAAAGGAGAUACACUUAUUCUUCUAGAUGAUUCUAAUAGUUAUUGGUGGUUAGUGCGUCUUGCGAAAGAUCAAACUGUUGGAUAUCUUCCUGCUGAACAUAUUGAAACUCCUUUGGAGAGACUUGCAAGGUUAAAUAAAUAUCGUAAUGCUGAAAUAUCUUCCAUAACAGCUGAAGAACGUGUGGAUAAUUCAAUUCUAUACAAUAAUACACAUGUUUGUAACAAAGAUAAUAAAUUGGUUGUAUUUUCUGUACCAACUUACAUUGAAUAUGUAGAGGAAGAAUGGGAUGAUAAUAGUAAAUGUGCUGAUCAUGAUUCUGAAAUAUCUGAAGAGUGUGAAAUACAUGAUUAUAUAAAUGAAAAUAGUGAUAAUUAUGGUGAUACGUAUACAGAUCUCAAUACAAGAGAUGUGAAUAUAAUACAGGGAAGAUCGUGUGAAAUGGUUUUAUAUGAUAAUUCUCAAAACGUAUCUAUUGCAUCUGAUUUGGGUGAUGUAAUAGGAAAUAGUUGUUACAAAGAAUGUAAUGAUAUUACUGAUAGAAUGUAUAUAAAUAAAUGUAAAAAAAAGUCUAAGGGAAAAUUUAGUGGAAUUUCUGAGAGAAAUGAUAAAAACGAGAAAGAAAUAUGUAAAUCUCUAGGCAAGAGUUGUGAUAGUUUAGAAAAUUUAAGAUUGGAAAAUAAUUCUCAGGUACAUAAUGUUUUUAAAAACGACGAUAUAAAAUGUAAUGUGACAUCUCUUUCUUAUGAUAUAAACAAAGGAAUUUAUGAAAUUUAUGACAAUGAUAGUGAUAACAUUUAUACUAAAUCUCAUGAUAGAGAUAACUUUCAUCUUUUAAAUGAUAUUAAAUACGAUACUGUAUUAGAAACUAGUGAGGUUUAUAAUAAGAAUAUAUAUUUAUCUAAAGGAGCUCUUCGGGUAUACUUUGAUGAAAGAAAAGAUUUGGAAUUGUAUUUUUUUGUUAAUUCUAUGUUUUCUUUUGAUAAAAAUGAAAAUAUUAUUUAUCCAGAAAUUCAUGAACUUUACGUUAAUAUAGAGUUUGAGUUGGAAAAAAUAUCUCAGCAACUAGAUACGAUGCUUAUAAAAUUUAAAUGCUAA